AUGAAAGUUUUGUUUAUUUUUGUUGGAGUAAUUUUUGCAAUCUUCUUUAAAAUAGCAACAGACUUAGAUUUUUUCAAACCUGUAGGGAGUUACAAUGAAUAUGGAAAUUGUAAAUACUUAAAGGAGGAUAUAAGAGGACCAGAAGAUAUGACUUAAUUUAAUUCCACAACAAUAAUAAUAGGUUCAGGAAAUUUCUAAAAAGUUUAUGCUAGAGGAAAACCAGAGUUAGAAUAAUAAGGAAUUUAUGCAAUUAUAAAUUCUAAUAAAAAGCACUAUAGUGUUAUAAAACUUUAGUUGAAAAACUUUCCAAAAGAUGUGGCUUUAUAUAUUCAUGGAAUAUAUUUAAGGAAAUAGAAAGAUGGAAAUUAUUUAUUUGUAAUAAAUCAUGCUUAUCAUAAUGGAGGUGAAAGAAUUGAAGUGUUCAAAAUAGAUGAAUAAUUAGAAUUAACUUAUGUUCACUCAAUUAUUAUGGAUGAAUAGUAUACAGGAAUUUUGAAUGAUUUGAUUGUGAUAGAGGAUAAUCGUUUUUUAAUUACAACUUAUAUGCCAUUACCUGAUCCUAAAUAAGGUAGACAUACAGCCGAUGCUAUGCAUAUCUUAAAAACCUUAUUUUACUAAUUGACAAAAUAGAAGACAACAUAUAUAUUGGAUUGUAGAUUUACAAAAGGGAAUACUUUAAUUCAACCUAUAUGUAAAUAAAUACCCAAUACAUCAGGAAUAAUGAGAAAUGGAUUAACUUGGAAUAAAAAGGAUUUAGUUUGGGUAGCAGAUUCAGUUGAGAAGGGAUUUACUGAAUAUUAGAUGAAAGGUGAUGAAUUGAUAUUUAAGAGAUUUGUUCCAGUUUAGAAUGGAGUAGACAAUAUAGAAUAUUAAGAGGAGAGCAAUUCAUUAGUAAUUGGGUUGAUUCCAAAAUUAUAUAAUUAUUUUUAAUUGGAUCAUUUUGUUAAGAAUAACGAUUUAGAUAGAUAAACUAAUUUUGAGUAUUGGGGUGCAAUAGGUGUAUAUGAUUUAAACAAAGAUUAAUUAAGAAUCAUAUCUUAGAAUAGAUAUUUGUCUAAGGGACUUGCUGGAGGAUUGGUUAGUGGAGAUAAUCUAUUUUUGGGAAGUUGGUGUGAUGUGUCUGUAAUGGUUUGUUAGAAAAUUUGAAU
Molecule: messenger RNA, 1148 nt
Organism: Paramecium pentaurelia
Lineage: Eukaryota; Ciliophora; Oligohymenophorea; Peniculida; Parameciidae
Source: the annotation of a GenBank genome assembly